Paramecium octaurelia is the source of this 844-nucleotide messenger RNA. Lineage: Eukaryota; Ciliophora; Oligohymenophorea; Peniculida; Parameciidae. The record is from the annotation of a GenBank genome assembly.
AAUUAAUAUUACAUUUUAUGUAUUAGGACCAAAUAUCCUUGGCGGACUUCGUGUUAUAGGAAGCUAGAGAAAAAUGCUUUGAGAUUGAAGUGAAGGCAUUUAAGUAAUUUGAGAAGGAGAAGAAGUCGAUUGUUGAGAGAGAGAAAUCUAACAUUUAAGAAGAAAUCAAUACAAAAUAUAAGAAGAAAGCCCAAUAAGAGAGAAUCAAGCACAGUGCACUAGUCAAUGGAGCUAGAAUGAGAUUGAUGAAUGCCAGAAAUCAAGCAUUGAUGAAGAUCUAUUCUGAUGUACAUUGAUAAUCAUAGUCUCAUAGUCCUAAUACCAAAUAUAUAAAAUGAUCAGAUAGGACGAGCGAUUUUAUGAGGAAUUACUCAAAAACUUAAUUGUACAAGGUCUAAUCAAAUUGUUUGAGCACGAAGUAGUAGUUAGGUAAUCUUGAAAUUACAUAGUAGAUGUCUCCAUCGAGAUAUCAGACAUGUAAAGAAUGUGAUCGAUGAUGCCAUAGCUGAGUUUUAGGAUAUCUUAAGAAAGGAGUUGAACGGCCUUGAAUUUGAAGUCAAAAUAGAAGUUGAUGAAGAUAAGUGUUUGGACGAAAGAACUCUCAUAGAUAACUCAAUAAAAGGAGUUCAAGAUUACUCCUUACAGGAAUCUGCCUCAGAGGUAUUGAACUCCUUGAUAUCCCAAGGUCAUUUCCAAAACAGAAAAUGAUAAGAAGUGCUUCGGAGGAAUACUUUUAACAAAUAAGGAGGGUCUGAUUGUCUGCAAAAAUACACUAGAUGUUAGAACUGAGCAAACCUUUUAAGAUUCAUUACCAAUAAUUAGAAGUACAUUAUUUGGAAAGUGA